Messenger RNA from Nothobranchius furzeri (turquoise killifish), 6980 nucleotides. It is a transcript of the gene col24a1, whose product is annotated as collagen alpha-1(XXIV) chain. The record is from RefSeq and is a predicted model, not a curated record. Gene Ontology annotation, molecular function: extracellular matrix structural constituent conferring tensile strength. NCBI's taxonomy places the organism in Eukaryota, Metazoa, Chordata, Actinopteri, Cyprinodontiformes, Nothobranchiidae. Gene Ontology annotation, biological process: extracellular matrix organization.
AAGAGGAACAACUGAAAUUGGAACCAUAAAAGUCCCGUUUAAGGGUCACACACACGGUUAAAACAGACAUCAGCAACCGGAGGACACAAGCCAGAAGCCUCUGUGUGAUGUCACGAGCAAGUCUGGAGAAAUUCAACACCACCAGCUGGUUGGAGUUGUGAUGGGGUGAACACGGGUCCACUCGCAUCGGUGCAAGUCAAGGCACAUAGCUGCAACCACCGCCUGGAGAAAAGAGACGCACAGAAGCGAAUCUGGUGUUGAGCUGGAGACCAAGAGGAAGCCUCACUCUGUGUUUCUCUCUGAGCAGUCCACACGCACGGACAGUCAGACAGACAGACAGACAGACAGUCAGACAGACACCGCUCCUCCUCGAGACGACCCUAUCCUUUUACGCGUCUUUGCCUUGGAUAGAGCCAGCCCGAUCAUUGCGCGCCGCGGAGCGCAGCCGGUCCAGCUGGUUUUUGGUAAAGAAAGUGAGAGAGGUCUCACCUCGGCGCCGUGAGAUGAAGACUUUCUGAGUCUCCGUGCACCUUGGCUGUUCCCAGAGGGCUGGCCCAUGCGCAGGCAUCCCCGUGAGCGUGAUUCUGUUUUCACCCAGAUCUCUGCUGCCUGGACAAAUGCAUACAAAUGCAUUUAGGAUCUCAACGGACAAGGAGUGGACUUGUUUCCGCGGCUGCAACGUGGAACUUUCUCCUGCUCCUGUCAGUAUGCUCUGCAGUGCCCGCUGGAGAAGACGACUACCUAGCUCCAGGUGUGGAUGUCCUCCACCGACUGGGUCUUGCAUAUCAGAACAGCACAGACAAUCCCCACGAGAGGACAGCUUCACCACCUUACACCAACGUUCCCUCCCUUUCUGGAUAUGGGGUGUUAUUGGACACAAACUCCUUUUAUGAGAUCCCAGUCAGCAGUUUGUUCCCUGCAGAGUUUGGUGAUGAAUUUUCUUUUGUGAUUAGCCUAAGCUCCUGGCGAGCGAACAAUGCAUUUCUUUUUAGCAUUAAAGAUGGCAGGGACAGACUGCGUUUCGGCAUUCAACUGCUACCACGCAGAGUAGUGGUUUACACUGCAGAGAAGUCCUCCAUCUACUUUAACUACAACUGGCAGGAUGGGCGGCAGCAUGCUUUCGGUGUCGGCGUUCGAUCCCGUUCUGUAUCAUUUUAUGCGGACUGUGGGGUGGUGCAGCAACGGGAGCAGACCCUUGGGAGAUCUCAGACAUUGGGAGAAUCUGGGCAUCUCUUCUCUUUGGGGAGGAUGAACUCCAAGGCGACUCCUUUCAUUGGUCGACUCUGCCAACUAGAUAUCUAUCCCUCAGCCCAAGCUGCUGCACACUACUGCAACUACCUUAAAAAACAGUGUCGGCUGGCUGACACUUAUCGAUUGACUUUGAUGCCUUCCGGUUUGGAUAUAAAGGCCGAUGACUACACUUCUAACCCUUUGACAAAGUCACUUCAUGGAGUACCAGCUACCCUUCAUACUUUUACCAAAGUUACAACUGAAAAGAUGUCACCAAGAAGUCAAGUUGUCACAACUCUGAGACCGACAACACAGCUUCAUUUGAGGGAACAAAGCCACAUUUAUACACAAAACCCCCUUUCACCUGAUGGCCCUACACACACUCCUCCGACAAAACAAGCAGUGGUGGAUCUUCCCCAUGCAACCUCCACAGAUGUGUUAGCAAAGAGCAGUCAACCCCAGGGGAAUACAGACCAAUUUGAGAACAGUACAGAGGACAGAAGCAGUUCCAGUAGUCAGCAGACUUCAGAGACUUUCCCAGGCCUAAUUUCCCCAGUCAGACAAAGUCGAGUGAAGGAAGGACUCGGGAACAACUUUGGGGACUCUGACCUCAGACCAAAAGAGGCUCACCGCACUCUGGAGUCCCAUCGUAGAGCCAACAGCACCACUUUAUACAGGGACAACCAGGUCGACACUUCAGAACAACACAUUGUGGAUGGCAGCUAUGAUGACGGAGACAGUGGAGGAUACGAUUAUGGAUAUGAGGAGAUGGACUUUCUUUAUGACUAUGAAGAUGGAUUCCGUGGGCCCAAAGGAGAGCCAGGUCCUCCGGGUCCUCCUGGCCCCCCUGGUUUACCUGGUCCUCCUGGAAGGAGAGGUUCAAGGGGUCCCACUGGUCCACAUGGAAACCCAGGACAACCCGGACCACAUGGGCAAAAGGGGUCAAAAGGGGAUCCAGGUGUGUCUCCAGGCCAAGCGUCAACAGGAGAAAAGGGUGACAGAGGACUACCUGGUCUACCUGGACCAAAAGGACUUCCAGGAUCUCUGGGUCCUAAAGGGUAUCCAGGUCCGCCGGGUCCCUCAGGAGAGCAAGGCAUUCCAGGACCUCCUGGGGAGGCAGGAGCUGCGGGUUUCCCUGGCAGGCAGGGUUUAGCUGGCCCACAAGGUAGCCCUGGACCUAAAGGUGUUCGUGGUUUUAUUGGGCCUCCAGGUGUUGCUGGGCUACCGGGGCCAGAAGGAGAGAAAGGCAAUCCUGGUCCAGUUGGAAAACCCGGCCCCAAAGGCAGACAUGGGGUGGUGGGUGAUGUAGGAGAAAGGGGGCCACCAGGACCAGAUGGCAGCCAGGGGCCGGUUGGUGGGACUGGAAUAAAUGGAUUUCCUGGUCUGAGGGGGGACCCGGGCCCGGAGGGACCACGGGGGCUGCCUGGUAUGCCGGGAACUCAGGGCCCAUCAGGACACACCGGCCUGCCUGGAUUGAAAGGUGAUAAGGGUGAAGUGGGACAAAGGGGCGAUGCAGGGGAGAUGGGGUUCCAAGGUGAUAAGGGAGCCAUUGGUGCACCGGGUCCUCCCGGACCCAGAGGGAAACCAGGACCAUCGGGAAAAACUGGAGACACGGGGGCACAAGGACCUCCUGGACCUCCAGGACCAGAGGGUUUUCCUGGGGACAUCGGUGCUCCAGGGCCCAACGGUCCACCUGGACCAAAGGGGUUGCUGGGUGCAAGAGGGCCCCAAGGUCCCCCAGGGCCUAAAGGACCACAGGGUGAUGAAGGACCACUCGGCCCACCUGGUGGACCUGGCCCAACUGGGCGAUCCGGAAGGAAAGGUCACACAGGUGAACCUGGCCCCGAGGGUUUGAACGGGGAGAAAGGAGACUUGGGAAAUGUUGGAAAAGUCGGACCGCAGGGUCCACUCGGCCUAAUUGGGAUCGCUGGGGUGAUGGGAGUUCCCGGUGAAAAGGGGGACCGGGGCCCACCGGGUCCAACAGGUCCAGCAGGAGAGAACGGACCGAGGGGUUAUCCAGGAAUACCAGGUGGUCCAGGGGACUUUGGGAUGCAAGGUGCACCUGGUCCACAGGGCCAGAGGGGCAGUUCAGGCAUCGCUGGACCAAAGGGCAGAAGGGGGCCUCGUGGUCCAGAUGGCGCACUGGGGGAACCAGGACCUGAGGGCACCCAGGGUGAAAAGGGUGACACUGGGCCAAAGGGAGAACCGGGAUUCGUAGGCAAGGCUGGCAGUCCAGGAGAAAGAGGUCCUCCUGGGAAGCCUGGUAAAACAGGCGUUCCAGGGAGCACCGGGGAGAAAGGCCCUCAAGGUGAACCAGGACCUAAAGGACCCCCUGGAGAGGCUGGACCUAAUGGAGAGCAAGGACUGGAAGGUGCUCCGGGUGCCGAGGGGGAGCCAGGUGCCAUUGGAGAGCCAGGGUCAAAGGGGGAAGCUGGACCUCCAGGGGCUGAAGGGGAUCAGGGUCAGAAGGGAGCCAGGGGUCCUCCUGGCCCUCCAGGUGAAGAUGGCCCACAAGGCAAAGAUGGACCUAAGGGGGAGUCUGGUGAUCAGGGACCAGUUGGAGAGCCAGGGGAAAAGGGGAUAGAGGGAGACCCUGGACCCCAAGGAUCAGCUGGAGAGCCUGGGAAACAGGGCUUCCGUGGACCCGAAGGAAAACUGGGUGCCCCAGGGACUCGAGGACGACAUGGAAAAAAGGGAGAAAAGGGCCCUCCUGGUCUUGCUGGUGAGAUAGGCUCUCGAGGAGACAUUGGCCAAUCAGGCGAGCCGGGGCUGAAAGGUGCCAGGGGAACUCGAGGCCCACCUGGCCAGCCUGGCAUCAUGGGGCUGGAAGGGGAGCCAGGACUCCCAGGAUACCCAGGGCACCCUGGCAAGUCUGGGCUUGUAGGACCACCAGGACCCAAAGGUGAAAAGGGCUAUCCAGGCGAGGACAAUAAGACUCCAGGACUUCCAGGGCCCUUAGGUGAACCAGGUUCUCUAGGAGAACAAGGAGAUCGCGGAGAGCCAGGAGACGAAGGAUACAUGGGUCACAUUGGUCCUACUGGACCUCGUGGGAACGUUGGACCUCAAGGAUUACCUGGAUCACCUGGCGAGCCUGGAGAACCGGGCCCAAAAGGAGAAAAAGGAUCUCCAGGAUCAGCUGGAAAGAAAGGAGCGAGAGGUUUGAAUGGAGUUGCUGGACCAGAAGGCCCGAGUGGUUUUCCAGGACUUACGGGAUUAAAGGGUUUUCCAGGUCCGGAUGGUCCUCCAGGACUGACUGGCUCACCAGGUCUACCAGGAAAACAAGGCCGACAGGGUCAGCGAGGCUUGUUGGGACAAGAAGGACCCAUUGGACGACCAGGUCUCAGGGGAGAAAUGGGACUUCCUGGACCAAUGGGUGAAACAGGACCACCUGGUCAAAAGGGAGAGCCUGGUCUGCCAGGAGAGAGGGGAGCCUCAGGAAUCAAAGGGAUGGAGGGGGCUGCGGGUGACCAGGGCAGCGUAGGAGAUCCAGGUUCUGAAGGGCAACCAGGUGAAGCUGGUGAUUUGGGAAUGGUUGGUUUACAAGGCUUUCAAGGGCCAAAGGGACCAAAUGGUGAGUUGGGAUUCAGAGGCAUCCCUGGCCCUAAAGGACCUGUGGGCUCUCUGGGAUUCACUGGACCUGUAGGACCUGAAGGAAUGAUCGGUCCAGUCGGAAAACCUGGAUCAAGGGGUCCAAAAGGAAGUUACGGAGAAAUGGGGCCUCGAGGACCGACAGGAAGUCCAGGGCCCAGAGGACCUCCUGGUGCUCCUGGUCCAACAAGGCGCGUUUAUGAUGGCUCAGCGAUUUACAGUCAGUCUGACUCCAAUGCAGCCAUCGGAGCCGAGAGUUAUCAGAACACAGAAAUCAUCCAACCAGACCAGAAUACAGAGAUACUGAAGACCCUUCAUUACCUGAGCAGUGUAAUGGAGAGCAUCAGAAAGCCUCUGGGUACAAGGGACAACCCUGCUCGUGUCUGUAAAGACCUUCUGGACUGUCAGCGCCUACACCUCAAAGAUGAUUGGUUCUGGGUUGAUCCAAACCUGGGUUGCACAUCUGAUGCCUUUAAGGUGUUCUGCAACUUUACUGCAGGUGGACAGACUUGCUUACAUCCGGUGGCCUCUCAUAAGCCGGAGUUUGGUGUUGGGAAAGUCCAAAUGAAGUUUCUCCACUUACUGAGCUCCGAAGCAAGCCAAAGCAUCACAUUCCACUGCCUUGGUGAUCCACCCAGCAGCAUCAAAAACACCCCCACUGGACCCACACAGAAAGAGAACCCCAGGAUCCGCUUCAGAGGCUGGAACAAACAGAUGUUUGAGAAAGGCACACUACUGGAACCACAUGUGAUACAAGAUGAGUGCCAGAUCCAAGAUGGCAGCUGGCACCAGUCUCGUUUCUACUUCCACACUCAGGACAGUCUCCAGCUACCUGUUGUAGACAUUUAUGAGUUUCCUGCAUCUCAGCUAAACAGUCAGCAGCACAUAGAAAUUGGCCCCGUCUGCUUUCUUUGACACCAACCUGCUGACAUAAACCACUCAAUGCUGCAGAUGCUAAAACGGAGUUUCACACUAAAGACACAGCUAGACACAGUAUUUGUUUGUGAGAGUUGGUUGUGUUCACCAAAAAGCAUCGAGGGACUUUGUGAGAGUAAAAUAAUGCUCAGCUGCAGGAAGACCUCUGUGUGGAAGAAGUCGAUCUCUGUAGGGCGUCCAUGCCAACAAGGCCUGAGGAGAACUAAGGAGAACGCUUCUUUAUAUUUUAAAUGUAUAAACUGUUGUUUAAGUUUUCUUUUGUUCUUCGUUUCUACAGUGUUUAGGUUUACUGCAUAUGGACCCAUAUUUAUUCCUAACCACAGGAAAGGGCCUUACAAAGGGCCUAUUCAAAAUUCCAAAACACAAACCAACACACACACACACACACACAGCAUCCUUGGCAGAGGUCCAACCCGAAGGAUCAAGCUAAGCCUCCAUUGAAUCAAAGGCUUUUUACAAGUGCAAUAGCAUGUGGAUAAUUUGUGACUGCUUUAAAAACAAUCUCAUCUAAAGCAAUAUUUUAUCUUGUUUUGUUUUUACUUUUAUUCUUGGUCGUUGGUGCUGCCCAGUCAGACUUGUACCUCUUGACAGAUGGUGCUCUACCUCUACCUGGUUAUUUGCUUUCUAGACUAGUUGCUAACAUGGAAUUAGUCCUUAUUGACGUUGUGUGUAUGUACCGGUUACAUCAAGCUUUGUUGUGUUGUAUGAGUACAUAUGUUAAUUUGGUCAUUUCUAAUUUAUGAACCAAGUUUUGAUACAUUAUAUAUUUUUGUAGCUUUUCCCUCUAAUGUGGUGGUUUUCUGAACCUACCCUUGGUGCUGCAACAAACAAGUCAUCAAUAUUUCCUGUGUAUAUAAUGACUGCACAUUGUAUGUUUAUUUAUAUCCUUUUUUUAUUUUUUUUAUUCACAUCACUGUACCACAAUAAGUUACACUCUCAGAGCCCCAUUUGGUUGACCCCAUCUCAAGUCUAAUCUAUGUUUAAAGAGUGUGUUUGUGAGUUUACACCUGUGACUGUUUAUCGUUUUGCUUUUACACUCAGCGUUUGCUGACUGACCGCUACAGUUAGCCAUAGUCAUGAAAUAUGGAAAACAGCCACCAUAUUCUUAAAUUAUAAAAAAUAUAUUCCCGUCAAAAAAGUGUUCAAGAACAUUUGUGGAGGAUUAUGCAAAUGUGUAAAUAAUAAAAAGAUUUGACAAAAGAAUAAAUGGAACAUUUUAUCCACAA